Molecule: messenger RNA, 20769 nt
Organism: Closterium sp. NIES-65
Lineage: Eukaryota; Viridiplantae; Streptophyta; Zygnematophyceae; Desmidiales; Closteriaceae
Source: the annotation of a GenBank genome assembly
AUGGAUUCGGGGAGAGCUGAUGUCAGCAUGGGGUUUGUGGAGGCGGAGGAUUUCGGGCAGCACGUGGACUUGACGCAGCGGAUUCGCGAAGUGCUCGCGAAUUACCCCGAGGGUACCACGAUUCUCAAGGAGCUGAUUCAGAACGCCGACGACGCUGGCGCUUCCAAGGUGUCCUUCUGUCUGGACCAUCGCACUCACGGCACGGCGUCGCUCGCCUCCACGCCUCUCGCCCAGUUCCAGGGCGCUGCGCUGCUCGUGCACAACGACGCUGUUUUUUCGGAUGAGGAUUUUGCAAGCAUCUCACGGGUGGGAGACAGCGGCAAGCGCAAGCAGUCCUGGAAGACGGGCCGAUUCGGCAUCGGAUUCAACUCAGUCUAUCAUCUCACGGACCUCCCCUCUUUUGUCAGCCGUCAGUUCGUCACUUUCUUCGACCCGCACUGCGCCUACCUGCCCCGUGUCUCCGCAGCCAAUCCGGGCAAGAGAAUAGAUUUCGUCGCUGCCCGAGCGGUGAUGGCAGCGCAGCGGGACCAGUUCUCCCCGUACUGUGCAUUCGGGUGCGACAUGCAGAGGCCGUUUGCGGGGACGCUGUUCCGGUUUCCGCUGCGGACGGAGGAGCAGGCGGGGAAGAGCAAGCUGUCACGGCAGGCGUACAAUGCAGCUGACAUGGCGGCUCUGUUGAGGGAGUUUGAGCCGAUCACUGCUCUUCCUCAAGCACGUGGAGCGAGUGGACGUGUUGGAGUGGCAUCAGGGAGCGUUUCGAGAACCCUGUUUCUUCCCUUCCUCCCGGUGCUCACCCCCCCGUCUUUCCAGGCUGAAGCAGUCUCCUCUUUGCUCUUCCUCAAGCACGUGGAGCGAGUGGACGUGUUGGAGUGGCAUCAGGGCGCCACCGCCCCCGCACCUCUCUUCUCCUGCCGCAUCUCCUCCCCCGACUCCCCCCUCCGCUUCCACCGCCAAGCCUUCUCCCGCCUCGCGCGCCCUGCUGCUGCUUCUGGUGCUACUGCUGGUGCUGCAGCGCCUGGGGCGUCAGGGGCUGGAGGGGGGGCAGGGUCAGGGGUGAUUUUCAGUGAGAAGGACAGCACGGAUUUUUAUGAGAUUGGGUUCGUUUGCGAGUCGUUUUCCCCGGGAAGUGCCCCUGAAACUGCUGGAGGGACUAAGGAGGCGGCUGGGGUGGGUGAGAAGGGGGGAGGGAGGAGGGAGGAGCGGUACUUUGUGUCUCAGAGGAUGGGAGGGGCGUUGGGUGCGGUGGGGCGCAUGGCAAGGCGAGCAGCGGAGGAGUAUGAUAUUCACCUGGUGCCGUGGGCGUCUGUGGCUGCUAGAGUGGGCUGUGAAGGAGACACACCAGACGCACCGGACGCCUCUUUCCAGGGCCGGGCCUUCUGCUUCCUGCCUCUCCCAGUGCGCCCCAACCUCCCAGUGCACAUCAACGGCUACUUUGAGCUCUCCUCCAAUCGCCGAGAUAUUUGGUUUGGCGAGGAUAUGGACAGAGCAGGCCGCCUUCGCUCCCAGUGGAACGCCGCCCUGCUGCAGCUCGUUGCCGCCCCGGCGUACCUUGAUCUGAUUCUCGAAGCCGCCCAGCGAAUCGGGCCGCGAGCGGAGUAUUUUGGACUGUUUCCCGCGGGCCCCACCUCGGAGCCCUGGCUUGGGAUGGUCGGGCAGCUGUACAAAAGUGUCCACAGGGGAUUGGAGAACAGAGAGGACGCGUUACUGCUGUUAGAGUAUUGUUUAGGGGAUGUGGUAGAUGAUGAAGCUGCAGAGGAGCUGGAUGGGCUUUUGCUGGUUCCUCUGGCGAAUCAGAGCCUGGGGAGGUUUGAGAGAGUGGGGGUAGUUGGGAGAGAAAUAGUUGUAGCUGCGUGGGAGAGAGGAGGGGAGGGGGAGAGAGGAGGAGGAGGAGGAGGAGGAGGAGGAGGAGGAGGAGGAGGAGGAGGAGGAGGAGGAGGAGGAGGAGGAGGAGGAGGAGGAGGAGGUGGAGGAGGAGGAGGAGAGGGAGGGGAGAGGUGGAAGGGGAGGAGGAGUGUGGAGUAUGAGUUACUAAAGGACAGGGCGGGAGGGAGAGUAGUGGACCUAAUGGGUUCCCUGCUUCCCCCCGACUGGUUCGGACAGGACGAGGUUCCCUGGUUCGGCAGCGUCUCCGAACCUGCUGGUUCGGGGAAGCGCGCACUUUCAGCGGCUGUGGCGCCGCCGUCUGUCCGAUGGGUCGGGCUUCUUUGGCAGUAUCUGGCUGCCAGCUGUAAGGAUUUGACCGCGUUUUCCGGUUGGCCGCUGCUGCCGACGAAACAGAAGACACUGUGUGCGCUGGAGAAGGGACGGUCUAGGGUGAUUUUGGUUGAGGAGGAGGAGGGGGUGGAGGGGGUGGAGGGGGAGGGGAAGGAGAGAAAGGACGAGGGCGAGGGGAAGGAACGGGUUUUGUCGGCAGGUGGCGGUUUUCAUGCAAUUUCGGGGUUGCUGGUGAGGCUGGGCUGCCGUAUUCUCUGGAGGAAACUCCCUUCUGGUGUGGCGGAGGUGGGGCAUGUGGGCGAGGGUGGGGAUGUGCAGGGGGAAGCUGUGAAUGGGGAGGCUCUGCAGGUGGCGCAUCCGCAUCUGCACGAGUUUGUGCGGCCAGCCACAGGGGCAGGUGUGUUGGACGCUCUGCAGUCAGCAGCAGACUGGCAUGGAGUGCCCUUUGCCAUGCUCUUCCAGAUGGCUGAGACCGCUCUUGAUAAAGGUUCUCCUUCUGCUGCUGCUCCUCCUGGUGCUGCUGGUGCCCGUGGUGGUGGUGCUGCUGGUGUGGCUGCCCCAGCUGGUAGGACAGCUUCGGGUGGCUUGCUGUCCGAGGCUGCAGUCGAGGCUCGGCGGCAGCUUCGGGAGUUCCUGUGCUCGCCGCAGUGGUACGCUGGGAAUGCAAUGACGGAGGCUCGGCGCGUGCGGAUCUUCAAGUCUCUGCCCAUCUUCGAGCGCUAUCUGGCACCCUCAGGGGUGGAACCAGCCCUGCUAGGCGAGUCCUUCCUUUGCCCCUCAGACGACCGCGAGGCUGCAGUGCUCUCCCGCGCCCUCGCCAUCCCCACGCUCCCCCGCCCGGCGUUUUUCAAGAUGCAGGUGCUCGCUAGGGUCCAAACGCUGCCGCCCGGGCUGCGAAACAGGACGAUGCUUGCCGUGCUGCAGGAGCUGCCGCAGCUGUGCACUGCGGAUCCGGGGUUGCGGGAUGUGGUGGCGAAUCUGGCGUUUGUGCCAGCGUGGGAUGGGAAAGGGGAUGGGCGACAGCAGCACAAGGUGCAGCAGCAGGAGGAGGUGGAGGGAGGGGAAGUAGCAGGCGCAUCAGCAGUAGGAGCAGCAGGAGGGCCAGGUGCGGCAGGUGCACCUGAGAUGGAUUCAGAUGUAGGAAAUGAGACGCUUUGCCGCCCAGUGGAUCUCUAUGAUUCUCGCAACCCCGAGCUCUGCCACCUGCUUCAAGGAAUGGCUGGCAACUGGUUCCCCGCCGCCCCGUUUUCGUCCUCUUCUGCCCUUGAGAUGCUACUCAGCGUGGGGCUCCGCAGUGCGGUUACCACCGAAACCAUUCUCAGCUGUGCUCGCGCUGUGGAGAGCAUUGCCGCUACAGAUGCGGCUGUAGCGCGGGUGCGCGGACGGGUUCUUUUGUCCUAUCUGGACGUGAACGCGGCAAGAUGGGUGCCUGUGGCGCAGGGGGGAAGCGCAGGGGCAGGGGGGGUAGGGGGGAGAAGAGGCAUGGGGGGCGGAGGCGGGGGAGGGGGAGGAGGGGGAGGGGCAGGAGGGGGUAUGUUUGCACGUGUAUCGAGCCUGUUCCAGAGCAGUGAAGCAGCGGAGGAGGCUCAGCGCGCAGCAGCUGAAAUGGCCUCGUUUUGGAACGAGCUGACCUCGAUCUCCUGGUGCCCUGUGCUCGUUCCCUCCCCUGCCCCGCCCUUCCUGCCUUGGCCAAGGGGAGGGGAGGCAAAUGCAAGUAGCGAGGAAGAAAACGUAUCAGGCGGGACAGGAGGUAAAGGGAGGGGAAGAGAGAGGGCAGACGAGUCUCGGCCUAGCCCCGUCGCUCCUCCUCGCAUCGUCCGCCCACAGAUCGACACCUGGCUUGCGUCAGCCAGCCUCCGGAUCCUGGACGGCGAGUGCCGCUCCACGCUGAUGUGGCACCAGCUAGGAUGGGCGCGGCCGCUGACGGGGAGUGUGCUGGCGGCGCAGCUGCUGGAGCUGGGGCGCGUGUGUGGCGCGGAGGUGGCGGAUAGGGGCGCGGGGAAGGCCCUGGCGGGGGCAGUGCCGAGGAUAUACACGAUGCUGUCGGACAUGCUGGGGCAGGAGGAGAUGGAGGUGGUCAAGGCGAUUCUUGAGGUGAGUGCUUCGCAGGGCAAGGUUUCCAGGAGGUGGGUGGGUCUGUCAGAGUACGGGCCGAUCUCCAUGGUGCUGCUCGUUAGAUAUGCUGGGGCAGGAGGAGAUGAAGGUGCGCAGGAGGAGGAGAUGAAGGUGGUGAGAGCCUUCUGUAGGUGGGUGUGGGUGGGAGACGGUUUCUGCUCGACCACAGAGUGCGCCUUCUCCGGUCCCAUCCACCUCGCCCCCUACCUGCGCAUCAUCCCCGCCGACCUUGCCGCCUUCCGAGACCUCCUGCUCGCCCUGGGGGUCCGCGAGUGCCUCUCGGGGAAUGAGUACGCCGCUGUGCUUGCGAGCAUCGCUAAAGACGCGCAAGGCCGCCCGCUCGCGCCGCGCCAGCUGGCGGCUGCUGUCUGGCUGGUGCAGCAUCUGGCGGAUCUGCAGUUUGAUUCCGGGGCGGCGGGCGGGGGAGGCGGGGUAGGAGCGGGCGGAGUGGGGGGUGGGGGAGGGGGAGGAGAAGGAGUGGGGGUUGUUGCGAGGGGAGGAGGGGGAGGGAGAGGAGGAGGCAUGGUGUAUGUGCCAGACGCACAGGGAAUUCUAGUGCAUGCCUGUGAGCUUGUGUAUAACGAUGCUCCCUGGUUACCCCAGUUCAUGCGCUCGACUCCCCACUCUCCUCCCUCCUCUCCUUCCGCCGCUCCUUCCGACGCUCCCUCCCCUCCCACUUCCACUCCCUCCUCUCACCAUGCCUCUGCGGCAAACCCAGGCUUCCCAAGCAGCCACGCAGGCUCGGCGGCACCGCCCGAACCUACCCUCCAGGUUCGGUUCGUCCACGCCAAGAUCUCCAACGACGUGGCAGACAGGCUCGGCGUCCGAUCCUUGCGUCGCCAGCUCCUAUUGGACAGCGGAGCAGCAUCCAUGGCUCUCUCCCUCCACGCCUCUGCCUCCUCCCUCUUCUCCCCCACAUCCCUAGCUGCUUCUACCGGGGCUGCUUCUAACGGGGAUGGGGUGGAGGCGUUCGGGCAGCACGAGGCUCUGACUACUCGUUUGAAGCACAUAGUGGAGAUGUAUCCGGAGGGGCCGGGGGUGCUCUGUGAGUUGGUGCAAAAUGCGGAUGACGCCGGCGCGAGGGAAGCGGCGUUUCUUCUGGAUCACUCCCGAUUCGGCGCUUCUUCAGUGCUCAGCCCGCGAAUGGCUGACUGGCAGGGGCCGUCUCUGUAUGCUUACAACGAUGCUGUGUUCUCGGAUCGCGAUUUGAUUGCGAUCUCGCGCAUCGGGCAGGAUAGCAAGCUGGAGAAGCCGAGUGCUAUUGGUCGGUUCGGGCUCGGUUUCAACUCAGUCUACCAUUUCACCGACGUCCCGGGGUUUGUUUCCGGGCAGAAUCUGGUGAUUUUUGACCCGCACGCAUCGAACCUGCCCGGAAUCACGCCCUCCCACCCGGGCCUGAAGAUCAGCUUCGUCGGCCGCGGCCUCCCGGACCAGUUCCCGGACCAGUUCCGCCCGUUCCUCCUGUUCGGGUGCGACCUGCAGUCCCCGUACCACGGCACUCUGUUCCGUUUUCCGCUUCGGUCCGAAGCUGCGGCGAGUCGGAGCGAGAUCAAGCACGAGCCGUGCUCUCCAGAGGACAUCCGGCAUCUGUUUAAAUCCUUCCAGCGCUCGGCGACAGAAGCGCUGCUGUUUCUGAGAAACGUGGGACGGAUUUCGGUUUUCGAGAGGAUAGAUGCCGGGAGUGAGCCGAAGCUGCUGUUUUGUGCACAGAGAGUAGUUGCUGGUGAGGGGGGGGCGUCAGGAAUGCCUUUUGUUUCAGCACUUCCGUCGCCAGGAAUGGGUCUGAGGGCCCUGGGGGAUUCGGCUGAUGGGGGCAGUUUGCAGCGAGCUAUUUUCGAUUUUGUUCGGGGCAGCCCGCAAAAUCCUCUGAAUAAGGACCAGUUUUACCACAAGCUGCAGCGGGCAGCUGAAGGGCAGCUGCCGAGGCAAUGCGGGCGGAUCUCGAUUUUAGUGACUGAUGGGACGGGACACGUGGCGGCUUCUGAUUGGCUCGUGUCGAAUGCGCUGGGCGGGGGGCGGGCGAGGGAGUGGGCUGUUGCAGUGGAGAACCGUCCGAGAGGGUUCUUGCCAUGGGCCGGCGUUGCUUGUCUUAUUCAGUGGGAAGAGGAGGGGAACACCGGGCUGUUGAAUCUGAUGGGAGUGGGGGAAGAAUCAGAGGAAAGCAGAGAAGGGAAAGAGGAGGGUGGUAACCCACAAGAAGAGAAGCGCGGAUCAGGUGGGCUAGGAGGCAGCUCCGAGGAUACAGGUAAGGAAAGAACGAGGCUGCAAGGAAGGGCCUUUUGCUUCCUGCCCCUGCCCGUGAAAACGAACCUCCCGGUGCACGUCAACGGCUACUUUGAGCUCUCCUCCAAUCGCCGAGACAUCUGGUUCGGCGACGACCUGGCAGGUGCGGGCAAGGUUCGGUCCGAGUGGAACCGGCGGCUCCUGGAGGACGUGGCAGCUCCGGCGUACGCUCGGAUGCUUGCCGAAGCUACCAAGCAGCUUGGGCACGGGCCUGCGUACCAUGCUCUCUGGCCUGGGGCAGGCGCAGGCUCGGGGUUGCGUUCGGGCGUGGAUUCUGGCUCGGGUGCGGCUCGGAGGCAGGUUCGGGGAGAGCUGGUGGAGCCUUGGGAAUCGCUGGCGAAUCGGGUGUAUGUGUGUGUGACUGAGCUCGAUCUGGGUGUUAUCUGGACAGGGGCAGCUGGGGGGAGGUGGAUUUCUCCAAAACGGGCAGUUUUUGCAGACACAGGCUACCCAAAAAUGGAAGAUCUCACAAAUAUUCUGGUCCGCGCAGGCCUUCCUUUGGCAGAUGCUCCGUACCCAGUGGUGGAAAGAUUUCGCUCGGCCUGCCCGCAGCUCAGGUUCCUGACUCCAGCGCUCCUCAGAAAGACUCUGAUUGGCUCGGGCAGGCAGAUUCUUUCGAGCUGCCCGGACGUGGGCCUGGCACUGAACUACUGCCUGAGUGACGUGGACGUGGAAGAAGCUGCUGAGAAGCUUCCAGGCCUCCCACUCAUUCCUCUGGCCAAUGGUACUGUAGGCGCGUUUUCCAGGAUUGACAGUGGCAGCAGCAGCGGCGGCGGCAGCAGGAGGGGUGGGUUGAUGAGUGGUGGUGUGAUGGGUGGGCGUUGGAGCGCUGGGAUGAUGAAACAGUGGGACUCACGAGCCAAGGCCACAGCCAGCAGCAGCAGGGGGGCCUUUGGAACAGCAGGCAGUGGCAGCAGCGGGGGUGCCGGCAGCUUUGGGGGAGGAGGGGCGGUGAGGCUGAUAGUGACUCGGAAUGAGGCGGAGUUUUCGCUGCUGCUGCCCAGUGCCGCCCACCUACUGGUGCACCGACAGCUGGCAGCAGAGCAGGGCGAGGCAUGGGGGAAGCUGCAGGCCAUGGCCGGGUGGUGGGAGGAGGGCGAGGGGGACAGGGAGGGGGGUGGUGCGGGGGGAAAUGCAGGUGGGGCUGGUGCUGAAGGGGGCAUGGACGUUGGAGAGGUGCUAGGGUUUCUGAACGAGACUCAGCAGCAGCAGCAGCAGCAGAGGCGUAGGGAAAGGGCGAAUGCAGGGGUGAAUCUGGCGGUGGUGUCUGUGCCUGUGCUGGCUGAGCUCAUGCCUCUGCUGCUGCCAGAGUCCUGGCGCGGUCAGGCGUUUGUUGCAUGGCGUGGUGGUGCGGGCGAGGGGGAGAGAUGGAGAGGGUCAAGGGGAGAGGGAGAAGGAGAGGGGGAGGGGGAGGGGGAGGGAGAGGGAGAGGGAGCAGGUGGGUUGCUGAUUCAGGCAGACAUGAGCGCUGCAGCAGCAGCAGGGGGAGCAGCAGGAGGAGGAGGAGGAGCAGCAGCAGCAGCAGCAGGAGGAGGAGGAGGAGGAGCACGAGGAUUCGGUCCUGAAGUGGAAGGGAUUGAGUUCUUGGAGUCCGAGGGACCGUCCCUGGAGUGGAUUCAGCAGUUCUGGAGCUACCUCUCCUCCUCCGCCUCCGCCUCUCCCACUACCACCGAUUCCCACAUCCCCACCACCGCCAUCACCACCUCCUCCUCGUCCUCCUCUCCCUCUCUUCCCUCUCCACCUCAUGCCAGCCUGUCGCUCAUCGCUGAUUGGCCACUCGUCCCAACCACCAAUGGGCAGCUGCGGCAGUUGCAGGCAGGGGGCCCGCUGCUGCGACCGGGGGGAGGGGACGGGUGGAGUGAGAACAUGCUGUGUGUCUUUGCACGCGUGGGCGUGUAUGUGGUGCGCAGCGAUGUGAAUCUGGAUCACCCGGGCUUGAGGGAGUAUCUUCACGAGGCCUCGGCUGCUGGGAUUCUCGACGCCAUUGCUGCUGCCGCCGCGAACCAUGCUGCUGCUGCUGCGGCUUCUGCCGCCGCCUCUUCUGCUGCUGCAGCGAAUAGACGAGCAGUGGGAGUAGGCCUGGCAUCGUCAGAUGUUAGAAGAGCAGGAGCAGGAGGAGGAGCAAGAGUAGGGGCGAGAGCAGGAGCAGGUUCAUAUGGGGUAGGUCUAGCUGUGUCAGUUGACCUUGCUGAGUCAGCAGCAGCCAACCCGUCAGCAGCCUCUGUUGCUGCAGCAGCAGCACUAGUGCCGCAUCUAGAUGCGCUCCUCUCGCUCUUCCAGGGAGCAACGGACGGGGAGAGGAGAGAGCUGCGCAGCAUCUUGUGCCAGUCCAAGUGGUUCCCCCCGACAGAUGGCCCUUCCGACUCAUCUGCUGCUGCUGCUGCUGGUACGGUUGUUGCACAUGCCUUUGGCCUGUCCAGAGGUCUCAAGCAUGUUUCAGAACCUGCCCCGUCGCAUCCAGGUGGCGUUCUCUCAGAGCGCCACAUCAGCAUGCUGCGAGCUCUGCCGAUCUUCGAGUCUUACGGCACCUGGUCGGCCCCUGAAACCCGGUCAGAUGCAGAUAAGAAACAGCAAGGGGGUGGUGCUGGCCUCUCCGCUGGCCCCUCCGCUGGCCUCUCCACUGGUCUCUCCGCUGGGCGUGUGUUUGUGGAUCUGCUCACAGCUCCCCGCUUCUUCGCCCCGCCAUCCAUCGACGAGUCGCUUCUCGACGCCUCAUUCGUCCGCGUCGACUCCGACAAGGACCACCGAAUCCUGCGCUGCCACCUGGCGGUCUCCCCGAUCUCCCGCACUGCGUUCUACCUCAACCACCUCUUUCCUCGCAUCCGUGCCGCUGCUGCCGCCGCCGCCACCACUGCUACUGCUGCUGCUGCUGCCACUGCCACUCCUGCUGCUGCUGGCGGUGGUGCCGCCGCCGCAGCAGCAAAGGCAACAGCAGCUGCAGCGGCAGCAAGGGGAGGGGUGAAGGGAUCAGCGGUGGUGCCGUUGAGUGGAGAGGCGGGGGUGGCAGCGAUGGUGGCAGUGGUGAGGGACCUGCCGCGGCUGGCAGAGGAGGACGAGCGGAUAGUGAAGGAGCUCAGCAGGCUGCCGUUCCUGCCCACUCCCUCCGGCCUGCUCAAGGCGCCCUGCAGGGAUCAGCAGGGACCUGCCGCGGGAUCAGAGGAGGAUGAGCGGGUGGUGAAGGAAUUCAGCAGGCUGCCAUUCCUGCCCACCCCCUCCAGCCUGCUCAAGGCGCCCUGCAGUCUCUACGACCCGCGGGUCGCUGAUCUCACAUCUCUCCUCCACGCUUCUCUCUUCUUCCCAGCACCGCCCUUCUCCUCCCCCGCCCUCCUCCCCACACUCCUCUCCCUCGGCCUCCGCACCACCAUCGACCGCCGCGCACUGCUCGCCUCUGCCCGGUCUAUCCAAGAGGCUUGCCGAGCAGGGGGCGAGGGACAGGGUGCAGCAGCAAGGCAGGGUGUGGCAGUAGGAAGGGGUGGUUCUGAUUUUGAUUGGUCAGCUAGUCAUCGCGGUGAGAUCUUGGCUCGAGCGCGUGCCUUGCUGGCACAUCUGGAUGCCCGCCAGGUGGCGGAAGAUCAGUGGAGGAGCCUUGGCGGAGGGAGGGCAGGGGCCGAGGAGGAGCAGGAGGGUCAGGAUGGGCUGGGAAGGAGGAGUGGUAGUGGUGGUGGUGGUGGGUUUGAUGAUGGGUUUCUGGAAGGUGGUGGUGAUUGGUCGAGAUUGGGUGCGCUGGGUGGCUUUGCCGCCCAGGGAUUCAGUGGAGAGGAUGGGUAUGCGGCUGUGGUGGGGAGGCAUAGGGGGAGCGAGGCAGAGUGGGGUGUGGGUGCUGGUGGUAGCAUUGCUACUAGUACUGCCGGCAGCAGCAGCACCAGCAGCAGUGGCGGUGGUGGCAGGAGCAGUAGCAGCAGUGGCGGCCGCAUUGGUGAAGUUGUGGAGGAGGAUAUUCCCGAGGAUGCUUUUUGGGAGGAGCUGAAGGGGAUCUCGUGGUGUCCUGUGCUGCAGAGACCACCGGAUUCCGCCCUUGCUACUCCCGGCAGUGGCGGCGGUGGUGUUGUGGACGACGUGUGGGUGGUGGGCGGCAGCAUGUGCAUUCUGGGCGGCGAGGUGCGGUCGGACAGCCUGGCGCGCAAGCUGGGGUGGCGGGACCCCCCGCCUGUGGAGGCUCUGGUGUCUCAGUUGCUUGCUCUGGCUGCUUUGCAUGGGUGUGCUGUGGCUGAGAGGAGGGGGCGGGAGGAGAGAGGGGAUAGGAGCGGGGAGAGGAGGAGGGAGAAGCGAGGGCACAUGGGCUCUCCGUCCUUUUCUGCCGCCCGGACGUCCUUCCAAUCAGUGGCCUGCAUUUGGGUCGGCGACACAUUCAUCGCACCUUCCUCCCUCGCCUUUGACUCGCCCACCCACUUCCACCCCUACCUCCAUGUCGUGCCGACAGAAGCCGCCCGCUUCCGCACCCUGCUGACGUCGCUAGGCGUCAGAGAGACAUUCAAGGUGGGGGAUUACGCCCAGGCGCUAGCCCACCUGAAAAGAGACCUGGAGUGGCGAGACCUGAGGCUUGGGGGAGGCUCGGGAGAGGUUCGGGGAGCUGGAGGAGCAAGAGGAGGUUCGGGGGGAGGGGGAGCAGGAGGAGGGGAAGGAGGGGGAGGCAGAUCUGGGGCUUUAUCUCCAGACCAGUUCUCGUUUGUGUUGAGGGUUUUGGAGGCUAUAGUGGAUGCCCUACCGCCAAGUGGCGAGCCGCCAUUGGCCGGCACGGUCCUGGUACCUGAGGCUUCAGGAGGGCUGGUGGCGGCUCGGGAGCUGAUUUUCAACGAUGCUGCGUGGCUCGGUAAAGCAACGGUGGACGGGCGGAGUCGCUUUGUGCAUCCCGACGUGCCCCACGCCAUAGCGGAGCGCCUUGGCUCGCGCUCCCUGCGAGGGCUGUCGCUGGACGGCCCCUCUGCUGCCACCUCGCUGCCUUGCCUCCCAGGUGAGUCUCGUGCUCCAACUCCUGCACAGCUGACGAAUCGAGGUGGGUACUCUGUGCACAACACACACGUGCCUCACGCUGUAGCGGAGCGCCGCCUAGGCUCGCGGCAGGUGCUCUGUGCCCCACGCCCUGCCAGCACCGUGGCGUGCCUUGUCUCGCCCUCCGUCCAGCACGCGUUGUUGCUGGACGGCCCUUCUGCCGCCACCUCGCUUCCGUGCCUGCCAGCGGUGGUGAUAUCGGAGCUGCUAGAAGGCUGGGCAGCGGACGCGCACCUCCUCCUCUUUGAUCUGCUGGAGGUGGCGGAUGCAUGUGGUGCCCGGGGAGUGGAGUUUGUGUGGGACCAGCGGCACCACCCGGAGAUCUCCCUUCUGCAACCCAACCUGGGUCAACUCCAGAGUGGUGCCCCUCACUCACCGUUCCCUUCCACGGAGCUCAGCUCACAUCAGAACACAUCUCCCACCCGUACAUGCACGCCUCUCCUCGCCCACUCUUCCAUUCCCUGCUCUCUUGCUCCGUCCCCUUCCAUUCCCCCUCACCCACAUCUGCAGGGUCCUUCUUUCACCAUCCUUUUCCACGGAGCCCAGCUCACCUCAGAGGACAUUUGCCAUCUGCACACGCCUCCCCCCAUCCGUCUCCGCGACGCCACGUGUCGCUACGGCACUGGUCUGCUGGGCGCAUACCACCUCUCCGACCUCCCCCUCAUAGUCUCAGGAAGCUUCCUCUACGCCUUCGACCCCUCGGGUCAUCAUCUUUUCUCUGGUUCGGCUGGUGGUGCUGCUGGUGCUGGUGGUAGUAGUGGUGGCUUGUCUGGUGCUCGUGGCUCAUUAGGGUCACCUGGUGGAUCGAGGAGGAGAGGAGGAGGGGGGAACGACAUGGCUGCUCCUGUUGCUCGAGCCUUUUCCCUCAAAGGUGGUCAGUGUUGCCCAGUUCCUAUCGAAUCAACAUUUCUUCCGUUACCCACUUCUGUUGCCCCCCUCGCUCAUCCAGGCUCAGGCUCCUCAAGCUUCAUCAAUCGAUUCCCUGACCAGUUCCGGCCCCUCACCUUCGCCCCUUCCUCCUCCUCCUCCUCUCACUCUUCUCACUCCUCUCACUCCUCUCACUCUUCCCACUCCUCUCACACCUCCACCACCGCCACCUCUUUCUGGGACGAAAACACGGUACUGCGCUUGCCCCUUCGCACGCAGCAGCAGGCAGACUCUAGUCCAAUCAGGAGAGGCCACGUGGCAGGGCCGUGGGAUAUUGUUCUGAUGGCGCAGCUGCUGCAGCAGCACGGGGCGGCGUCGCUUGCCUUUUUAAACUCUGUGGAGACGGUGUCGUUCUCUGUGUGGCCGGCUGACGCUGUCCAACCAGAAGAGUUUUUCCAUGCCCAGGUCCGAGCAGGCAUGGGGUCACUGAGAGCGCCCUUUCAGGACCGCAAGGUUUGCAAGCAAGGCUUCCUCUCCAUCCUCUUCGCCCGAGCGGGCAUGGGCUCUCUCAGGGCGCCCUUUCAGGACCGCAAGGUCCGAGCAGGCAUGGGGUCACUCAGAGCGCCCUUUCAGGACCGCAAGGUGCGGAAGCAAGGCUUCCUCUCCAGCCUCUUCGCCCCGGGAGGUGGGGGCAGCAGUGGCACCAGCAGCAGCAGCAGCGGCGGCAGCCUGAAAGCGUUCACUCUUGACGUUCUCACCAAGUCGCAGUCCCUUGCCCCACUGCUGCCGCUGCUGGGGGGUAGUGGUGGAGGGGAGGGAGGAGAGGGUGUGGAAGGAGAUGAGGGGCUGGGGCGUGGGGAGGGUGGAAGGGAAGGAGAAGGGGAGCAGAGGCUGGAGAAAGGGAAAGGGACAGAGGACGUGGGAGGGGAGAAGGGGACACUGCAGAAGCAGCAGCAGGAAGAGGAAAGGAGGAGUGGAGAGAGGUUGGGGAAGGUUGCGGGCCACGCGGGAGGUGGUGGAAAGAAGGCUGGAGUCUCUGACGUGGCGAUUGAUCGUUGGCUUGUGGUGCAGACGUUUGGAGCUGGGAGUUCCCUGGAUAUGGCAAGAAGCAAGAGGUAUCUCUCCUUCAACCUCUCACCAGUGGCCGGCGCCGCCACCCGAAUCCUCCGGAACGGCGAGAUCAUCCCCUUCGCCACCAUCCACCCCUUUGCCCCACAACCAGAAGCAUUACCACCCCUCUCAACCGUCUCCUCUUCCUCCUCCAACCUCUCCGCCCUCCGCCCGCUCCUCCCGCCCUCGGUUGUUCUCGCGCCGCUGCCCGUGCCUCUCAACCUGCCCUUCCCAGUGGCUCUUUUCGGCCACUUCCUCCUCCUCCGCAACCCCGGAUCCCCUCGCUCCCUCUUCCUCCCUUCCCCCUCUUCCUCUCCCGCGUCCUCCUCCCUCUCCUCCACUCCUUUGCCGCCGUCUGCUGACGUGGCACCGGACGCCACGUCAGCAGCUGCCACGUCACCGAUGGACGCGCUGAUGCAGGCGUGGAACGAGGAGCUGCUGACAGGUGUCCGCGAGGCGUACAUCGGCCUCCUGCUGGAGAUGCAGCGGAUCAGAAUCGGCGAAUCACGGCUCGUAUCGGGCAUAUCUGGCCCUGCUUUCCCUGAGAAUGAGCCGAAAAGACAGCCAAUAGCAGCAGCAGGCGCUGCUACAACAGGCGAUGAGGUGGCGCUGCGUGAUUGGAUGGUGCGGCCGAUGUACGUCCGGCUGGCAGAGCUGCCCGUGUGGCAGCUCCACAGUGGAGCAGCCGUGCAAGUCAGCCAAGGAAUGUUCCUCGUCCCGCCCCCGGGAUCUUCAACCACCCUGUCUAUAAGCACCCCUUCGACCAGCACUCCUGCCAGCAGCAGCUCCGUUAUAAGCACAUUAAGCACAUCUGCUAAUAGUGGAGCGCCGCCAGAAGCGGUGUGUGAGUUUCUGCGGGCGCACUACCGCGUGUUCAGCGUGCCGUGGGACCUGGUGGGGGAGCUGCAUGCGGCCGGCGUGGCCACUCAGGCGCUGACACCUGGCAUGCUGCGGUCCCUGCUGCGCGGGCCGAAUGCCACCACGAGCUCUGUCCCCGUGACGACACAGGUCGAUUUGCUGGAGUAUUGCUGUGCCGACAUUCAACUGCCCGACCCGGCCUCUUAUCCCGUGCUGCCACCUGGCAGCUCAUCAUCUGCCAGCCAGGCUGGCAGCGCUGCCACGUCAGCCGCACCACGUGGCGCUGCAGGAGCGUUUAGCAUGAUUCCACUGCCCAGAGAGGGCUAUGGGCAUGGUGGGCAAGGGCAAGGGGAUGGCAUGCGCAGUGAUGCAGAUGCCCUGGCGGAUCUUAUGGCUCAGUUCGGCCGCUCCGUGUUCGAUUUCGGGCAGAAUGUUCUCGACGAGCUUGAUGCUGCCCGGGCAGGUGCGACGGGCAGCGAACAAAUAAACUCGGGAGAAGGAAGGGGAAGAGGGGGAGGAGGGAGAGGAGGAGGUGGGGGAGGAGGGGAGGGAGAGGAGAGGCCUGCACUGACAGAGGAGGAAAGGGAGAGACUUGCAGCAGAGGAAGCUUUCAGGAAGGCAGCAGAAACCAAGGUUGCAGAAAUGAAGGGCGUUCCCAUACCUACUGGUACGGUGUCCGACCCUGCGUUCCGAGCCUUCCAAUCCGAGCCUCAGAGGCACGGUGGGGCCGGCGGGGGUCUGGCUAGGCUCGGGAAAGACCUCCUCAUAGUCGCCACAUGGGACCAGCAGCGGCUGUUGCCGAACCUAGCGCACAGGUUCGUUCACCGAACCUGCCUGGCUCGCCAGCUUCUGAAAGCCCUCUUCCUGCACCCGAGGUUCUGCGAGCUGCUGACGAUGCAGCCAUUCACGUUGCGCCACCUGGCAGACGGGCUGGCUACAGUGUUUUCUCGGCAGCAGAGGGCGGAGGCGGAAGGAGAGAUGCUGAUUGUGUGGGGCGAGGGAGAGGGGGCGGAUGUGUGUGGGGAGGAGGAGGGAGAGCAGGGAGAGAACCAACAGCAGCAGCAGCCACAGCAGCAGCAGCAGCAGCAGCAGCAGGAAGCAAAUCGUCCAGUCACUGCCACCACAGCCAUUGCAAGCAGCAGCAGUCUGCAGCAGAGCACCUCUAGGGACUCGCCCUUGGGCCCUCUCUCUCCUGCCUGGCUCAGGGCCUUCUGGGCUCUGCUGAAACGCUCCUCCCUUUCUACGGCAACUGCUACCCAGGCACUUGGCAGCAGCAUAGGGCAGCAGGAGUGGGUGGAGAUCUUUGAAUCAUGGCCGUUGAUUCCCGCCGUGACACGUGGCGGCAGUGUACUAGUCAAGGUUGCUUUCCGGGCAGCUGUUUUCGUCCCUCCAGAUGCAGGUGCGGCUCCUGCCGAGCCUCCUGCUCAGCCUCCUGCCGAGCCUCCUGCUGAGCCUCCUGCCGUGCCACCUGCCGAGCCUGCAGUGCCUGUGUCAGGAUUAGGAACUAGUGGGGAAGGUAGUUCAGGGGGAGGUGGCAUUCAGGGCUGGGAAUCUGCUGCAGUGGCAGCUGUAGGGUGGGCUGAUUUUGGAGAUUCAGCUACUGCUGGCACCUCUGCUGCCUCUGAUGUAUCUUCUCCUGUUGAGAGCUCUGAAGCUGGAGCAGCCAAUGACAGGCUGCCACGUGGCACCACAGCAGAGUCUGAAACCAGAGGGACCACUACUCAGUACUCGCAGAAGCACCUGAGCUCUGAGGUUCGGCGGCUGCUGUGGAGAUUCGGAGCGCUGGACCGGGACCACCCGUGGCUGCUCCCGGUCCUGCGGGACAGGCUCGGCAUCCCGAUCUUCGACCGGAGGUUCGUCGCUUGCUCCGAAGCACUCCGGUGCUGCGAGGAGGCUCGGAUAGGAGGCUCGGACAACACCCAUCACACCCAGCAGCAGCAGCAGCCGCAGCUGUCUCUGCAGCAGCUGGUGCUGGCUCGGCUGCUAGCAGUUAAAUCAUUUGAUCAACUUCCUCCCCCUGCUGCUCUCGCUCUAGCUCUCUCUCCUCAGGACUGUGACCACUUAGUCUCGUUCUUCGCCUCUCACGUCCGCUCGCCCUCCUCCUUUCUCCAGUCCCUCGCCAGCACCAUCUCCUCUUCUUCCUCCUCUCCCUCGCCCUACACCCCUCAAGAGCUCGCGCUUAUCCGCUUGCUCCCAAUCUUCAAAACCACCCUCGGGAAUUUCACAGCCAUUGACCCUGACUUGCACUGCGUCGCGCCACCUGUCGCAUUCUACCAACCAAAAGAUGCCACGUGUCUGCAGGACAGGGAUUCUCCCGGGGAGAAAGCCCUGCUGAGCUGUCUCGGCGUGAGGGUCAUCGACGAGGCGGAUGUUCUCGCGAAAUUUGCGCUGCCCGGAUUUGACGGGCAGGGCGAGGAGGAGAGGGAGAGGGUGCUGCAAUACGUGGUGCAGCAUUGGCAGCAGCUGAAGCAGAAGCCAGCCGUUGUGGACGCGCUGAAAGAGACAAAGUUUGUGAUACCAGCGCCGCCCGCCGCCGAUGCUGCCUCUCUCUUCCCUCCUCCUGAUUCCUUCCCUGCAAUCGCUCUCUCUGUUGCCGCUGCCACCUCAGCACCUCUCACCACCUCCUCCUCCCCCCACCCUUCCCACCCUCUCGACUCUUUCCCCUCCGCUUCAAUUUCUUCUGCCCGAGUUCGCCCGUGUGAUCUCCUCGACCCAGCCAACGACCUCCUCCGGCAAGUUUUCGUGCACUGCCCAGAAAGGUUCCCGGGCGGGCAGUUUGAAACUUCGCGGUGGCUGCCCGUGCUGCGGGACUGUGGCCUCCAAUCCGCCUUCACUCCUGACCUCUUCCUCCAAUGCGCUUCCGCCGUGGAAGCGCGGUACGUCUCCUUCCUGGAAUCUUCCUCUGCUGCUGCAGCAGCAGCUGCUGCAAACACUGCUGGUGGCGCAGCCGGUGUUGCUGCUGCUGGUGGCAACUCUGCAUCGGAUUCGUUUCUGCUGUUUGGGGGAGAGGACCCCUCUCAGGAGAGCGACACAGGGGACUUUGAGAAUGUGGAUUUGUUUUCGGGAGGCCGCACCACCGGUGGCAGCAGCAGCAGUGGUGGCCUGUCGAUUGCUGCUGGAGCAGCAACAGGAGGAGGGGGGGUGGUGGGAGGGGGCCCAGUGGUGGGGGUGGAGGAGGAGCUGUGGGUGGUGGCAGGGCGGCUGACAGAGGCGCUGCUUGCAAAUGUGGCGGUGGUGUUUGGCAGCAGUGCCAUGGAGUCACUGGGGCAGAUCAGUGGUGGUGGGGGUGGAGGUCCUGUGGGUGGUGGUGGGGGUGGAGGUCCUGUGGGUGGUGGUGGGGGUGGAGGUCCUGUGGGUGGUGGUGGGGGUGGAGGUCCUGUGGGUGGUGGUGGGGGUGGAGGUCCUGUGGGUGGUGGUGGGGGUGGAGGUCCUGUGGGUGGUGGUGGGGGUGGAGGUCCUGUGGGUGGUGGUGGGGGUGGAGGUCCUGUGGGUGGUGGUGGGGCCGCUGACAAAACCGCUGCUUGCCAUUGUGGCCGUGGUGUUUGGGAGCAGCGCUAUGGAGUCGCUGGGGCAGAUCAGGCGCGUUGGCGUUGGUUCAUUCCAGCAGAGUGGGAUAUGCCAGCAAGCUGGGCGGCAGUGGACAGGCAUAGUCUCACCAGCUUCUUUCUGUGCUACCCUCUCCUUCCCACACUUGCACUCCCAUUACCCCACUUUCCUCUCCUUUCCUCCCCCCCUCUCCCUUCCGCCACCCCCCAUCUCAGGUUCAUCCCAGCAGAGCGAGGAAUACCUACAGGCGGGGCAGCGGUGGACCGGCGAUUUAGGCAGAGCGGGGAAUACCGACAGGGGGGGCAGCAGGGGAUAGGCAUAGCCUUACCAGGUACUCUUGCUGUGAUUGCUACCCUCUCCGUCCCGCACUCGCACUCCCAUUACCCCACUUGCCCCACUUCUCCCCCUUCCCGACUUUCUCCUCCCCCCUGCUCUCUCCCACCUCAGGUUCAUCCCAGCAGAGCGCGGAAUACCGACAGGCGGGGCAGCGGUGGACCGGCGGUGCCUCGCCAGCUAUGCUGCCUGCUGUUUGCGGAAUGCCGAAAGAGCUCCCUCCUCUUGCCGCACUUCAACCCCUCUUCCCCACCCACCACCAGGUUCAUUCCAGCAGAGCGGGGAAUACCAACAGGCGGGGCAGCGGUGGAUAGGUGGUGCCUCGCCAGCUAUGCUGCCUGCGUGGCGCCGUCUGAUUGGCCGCUCGCGUGGACGGCGGUGCCUGUGCUGGUGAGGGAGGCGUUUGUGCCGCCGCAGUUCACGUGGCUGAAGCUCAGCCUCAAGUCCCCGCCGCCUCUCUCCCUCGUUCUCACUCACCUCAAGGUCUUGGGUCGAGGGGGGGGAGAGGAGACCCUCGCCCGUUGGCCAAACAUCGUAGGAGGCAAGUCAGUGGAAGAAGCGUUUGAGCAGAUUUUCAAGUUCCUCGCCUCCCAUUGGUCCUCCCUCGACCCGCCCGACAUCCGCUCCUUAAAGCCCGUCUCGCUUGUCCCCGUCGCCAACGGCACCCGCCUCGUCCCAGCCUCGGCGCUCUUUGCCAGGCUCGGCCCGGACCUCGCGCCGUACCUGUUCGAGCUGCCUCGGCGGUUCCUGCCAUUCUCCCAGCUGCUGGUGGACCUUGGGAUGCACGACUCCCCCUCGCCCUCUGCCCUCUCCUCCUUCCUCUCUGCCUUGCACCGCUCUUCCGGAGGGCAGAGGCUCAACCCGAACGAGCUACGAGCUGUGCUCAGAAUCUUGAGACUCGUGUGUGAGGGAGAGGAGGAGAAUGGGGGAGGUGGAGGAAGAGGAGGAGCAGCAGGAACGCUGCCUUGUCGCUCUGCAGCGCUCUCUCCUCUCCUGGCUCACGCCGUGGUUCCGGACGAUUCGUGCCGGCUCGUCCCGGCCCAUUCCUGUGUGGUGGUAGACCCAGCUGCCGUUUUCCUAGCCAAUGAAAUCGACCCACGCUGCCUUCGUCUCGUGCACCCGCUCCUGCCGCCGAGCCACGCGGCCAGGCUCGGCAUCCCGAGCCUGUCGCAGGUGGUCGAGCAGGAGCUGGAUCCGAACCUGCUGAUGCAGCAGGUUGGCUCGGUCGGGGCAGCAUCUGCUACAGUAGCGUCUCUCCCGCACGUACUAUCUGCCGCCCUCAGCCAAUUCCUGGGCUCUCCCGUAUGCUUGCCUCUUGCCGCCCUGCUUGACUGCCCACCGAGCCUCCAACCGGGCCUCCGCCGAGCCUUGGCGCUCGGUUCUCCAGCAGCCCUGGUUUCUGCCACCUCUGGCAGCUCUAGAUCAGGUUCGGAAGCCGAAGGCGAAGAGGAGGGGCGUUUGGGUGCAGAACUAGCAACCUCAGGCUCGGAAGGGCAGGCUCGGAUGCCAAGCCUGUGGCAGCAGCGGGUGGCGGCGGAAAGGGGAGGCAUGCCUGGGGAGGUUGUAGCAGCUGCUGACGUGGCACUGCUACAGUGCCACCCACUGAGGCCGUUCCACGCAGGGGAGGUUGUAGCGUGGAGAGAGGAGCGAGGGGGAGGAGGCGGGGGGUUGCUAGCAGGCAAAUGGUUUGGGCAGGGGCAGGGGGCAGGAGGAGGAGGGGGAAGCAGUAGAGCAGCAGGGAGCACACUCGAUCCUGCCUCAUCCUCGCCCGCAGCACCCGCAUCCACGCUGCGCUAUGGCCGCGUGGUGGCGGAUGUGAGGGCGACAGCAGGCCAGGCGCUGUGCCGCGUGCAGGUGGAGACCUUCCCCAACGAGAUGCGCCUGCUGCUCUCCUCCUCCAUCCUCUCCUUCAAAUCCUCCACCUCCUCCUCUGCCUCUGCUGCAGCUGCUGCAGCAACGGCAGGGGCAGCAGGGGAAGAUGCAGCUCCCCCUGCCGCUGUUGCUGCCUCUCCAGGCUCGUUGGCUCUUCCUCCCACUUCUCUUGGUGAAGCUGCCAGCUCAGCAGCGACGUCGCCGCCAGCUGGCGCCAUGUCAGCGCCGUCGGUGGUCCCGCCUGGCGAGGUGGUGCGGGCUGUGAACGACAUGCUGGCGGCGGCAGGGAUCCCGCUGGGCGGCGGGCAGCAGCGGCUGCUGACUCAGCUGCUGACGAUGCAGGAACAGGUGGCGGCGGUGGAGGCCACGCUGGCACAUGAACAGGCACGGGCCGAGCAGGCGGAGAAGGAAGCGGAGUCGGCCAAGGCGGCCUGGACGUGCCGCAUCUGCCUCGCUGCUGACGUCAGCGCGGUGCUGGUGCCAUGCGGGCACGUGCUGUGCGCCAGCUGUAUUGCCAGCGUGCACCGCUGCCCCUUCUGCCGCUCCCACGUGGUGCAGACAGUGCGCCUCUUCAGACCAUAG